GAGACAGACCACCACCUUCUCCUUGAUUCCAUCGCCUUACAUUUUGAGGUGAUUUUUCAUCACUUCAACUUGAUGCGACUACUAUUGGUCCGUUUCUCAAUCAGAUGAUAGAGAUGGACAAGCAUUAGAUUCAUUUGAGACCGUUGUUAUGAUGCCCCCACCUGUUACUUUAGUACUCUUUCCUUUUUGUUUCUACCAUCUAAAACCAUAAAGGCAAUCACUCAUUCUGCUCAAUGAGUUACAUAGAUUUCUUCUUUUUUUUUUUUUUUGAAUAGAACAUAGAUUUCUUUUCCAAAAGAAUCUUCUAUAUAUAAAGUUUCUUGAUUCAUCUAGAGGUUUGCUUCUGUCUUAAUGAGGAGCACUAAGUAGUGCAGAAAGUGAGUGGAUGUUAUAGAUUCUAGAAUCUUAGUUACACUUUCAGAUAUUCAGACAGAAGCUUGGUGAUGUCUCUUCAGAUAUUCACAAUCCCAUCUCAUGGUUUAGCUCAGGUAUGGUUCUCUAAGAGGAUAUCAUGCAAGACAAGACUGAGUCGUGUUCUCGCCACGCCACCGUCUUCAACCCUCUUGCAUAUGGACGAAAGCAACAACAAUCUUCCCAAGUCCAUAAAGGGUUUUGAUUCAAGAGGCAGUUUGAACAGUCUCCAUGCAGAUUCUAUGCUCAGGCAGGCCAGCACGGUGGGGAUUAUCGGAGGCAUUUCAACUGAUUCCACUCUCAACUUCGUUAGGAAACUCGAGGAUUGGAGCUCAAAAGAUGGUGAGAGCUCCUUACCCUUUGUGCUUUGCUCGGAUCCUAAACUCAACAAGGAGCUACUCUUAUACGAGGAGAACUCUUACCCUUCUCUCUACCAUAGAGUAAAGCGCACUCCAGCGGAUCAAAACCAGAUUGUGGAGAAUCUAAGGAACAAGAGGAGAUCUCUUGAGAGGUGUGGAGCUAAACUAAUCUUAAUGCCUUGUCAUAUCGCGCAUACAUGGUACGAUGAGGUUUGUGAAGGGAGUUCAGUUCCUAUGCUUCACAUGGGUGACUGCAUUGUCAAAGAGCUUGAAAAGGCCAAGAUGAAGCCUCUUGAAGCUGGGAACCCUCUGCGUGUAGGUGUGAUGGCGUCAAGUGCCACGUUAUCCGCAGGGUUCUACCAGGAGAGACUACAGAACAAUGGAUUUGAGGCGGUGCUUCCAGACAAGGCGACAAUGGAGCACACUGUGAUCCCAGCUAUAGAAGCAAUGAAGAGAGAUGACAUGGAAGGAGCAAGGAACCUUUUGAGGAUAGCAUUGCAGGUGCUGUUGGUUCAGGCGGUGAAUGUGGUGGUGCUAGGGUCAGAUGAGAUGAGGGAACUCUUGCCAGGGGAUGAUCCUCUGCUGAAGAAGUGUGCUGAUCCAAUGGAUGCACUUGCAAGGUCCGCCAUCAAAUGGGCAGAGAGUCUAUGAUGAUCUUAAGGAAUGAAUCCAUAGUUGAAGUUUGUGUAUUGUAUACAUAGUUGGACUUUGUGGAUGUGUGUGUAUGUGAAAAGAAAAUAGCUGGUGGAGACCGGUGUGUGUCAAAUAGAAAGAACAUCAUUGCCAAAAGUAAUACCAAAGUCUUUUUA
Brassica napus (rape) is the source of this 1579-nucleotide messenger RNA. RefSeq names its product broad specificity amino-acid racemase RacX. The record is from RefSeq and is a predicted model, not a curated record. Bases 444 to 1421 code for a protein of 325 amino acids. The transcript is spliced from 2 exons. Lineage: Eukaryota; Viridiplantae; Streptophyta; Magnoliopsida; Brassicales; Brassicaceae.